Messenger RNA from Aureobasidium pullulans EXF-150, 1927 nucleotides. RefSeq names its product mitochondrial carrier. Bases 471 to 1478 code for a protein of 335 amino acids. Gene Ontology annotation, molecular function: folic acid transmembrane transporter activity; FAD transmembrane transporter activity. The record is from RefSeq and is a predicted model, not a curated record. Gene Ontology annotation, biological process: folate import into mitochondrion; nucleotide transport. Gene Ontology annotation, cellular component: mitochondrion. NCBI's taxonomy places the organism in Eukaryota, Fungi, Ascomycota, Dothideomycetes, Dothideales, Saccotheciaceae. The transcript is spliced from 4 exons.
CGCUGACCAAAAUGUCAUGCACAACAUCACCCAUAUAUCCCCAGGCCUUUACCAAAGCAAUCAUUUUGUUGACUACAAGGGGCGCGCUUUGUCUUGAUGUUCUGAUGACCAUCAUCUCGUCAAGCAUUGGUCCACCUAGGUGUGCAGACGUACGGUAGUCAAUGGCUGCUUUUUGUGCACCGUGAUUCUUGACUUGAUGUUAUCAGUACCUGUAAUUCUUUGCCGCUGCUGGCACGCCUGGUUGGAAGCGUCAAUCACACUCGAGUAUACUCGUAGUGCCAUCAGAAUGACCUGAGUAUGCACUGCUUUCAAGCCCACUAUGGAGCGAUCUGACACACGAAUCGUUAUCGUGACAUGUUAUCGCGGAAGCUAGUCAUUAGCGGCUGCCCCACUCCAAUGACGAGCCUCGGUGUUGAUGCAUCGCAAAGCGCGUCUGUUGCAGCAUUGCAGAAGGUGCAUGCUAGUCGGCCAUGGCACCGCCGCCUUCCUUCGCAGAUGACCCAGAUCCAAAGACACAGCAAUCAACCAUGCCGCGUGUCUACCCCCCGAUCGAGGGAAGGCAGUCCGGUUCCGGCUUGUCUCCAUCGCUCAUAGAAAGUGUUGCUGGUUUCAGCGCCGGAAUUAUUUCUACUUUGGUAGUUCAUCCUUUCGAUGUCGUCAAAACGCGCCUACAGGUGGAUCCAAGUACUAGCAGUCACCUUGGAGACUCGGUGCGGAUAGUGAAGAACAUAAUCAGAAAUGAGGGUGGUUACUCUGCAUUGUACCGCGGCCUCAUGCCUAACAUGGUCGGCAACUCUGUCAGUUGGGCAUUAUACUUCCUAUGGUAUGGCAACAUCAAGGACUUGAUCAAGACUGCUCGCGGAAAUCCAGAUGUCCUCACCUCAUACGACUACUUCUUUGCCUCGGGCUUCUCAGGCAUCCUGACCGCCCUCUGCACCAACCCGAUAUGGGUCAUCAAGACACGCAUGCUAUCCACUUCGCGCGAUGCACCCGGAGCAUACAAGUCGAUUCGACAAGGAACAUCACACCUGUGGAAGACAGAGGGGCUCAAGGGGUUUUAUCGCGGGCUGGUACCAUCUCUGUUUGGAGUCAGCCAUGGCGCCAUUCAGUUCAUGGCUUAUGAACAACUCAAGAAUCACUGGAGCACAAGUCGUGGUGGCAGGGAGAACCUCACCAACCUGGACUUUCUGUUACUCAGCGCUGCGAGCAAGAUGUUUGCUGGUAGCGUCACAUAUCCUUAUCAGGUCGUCAGAGCCCGUCUGCAGACCUAUGAUGCCGACUCGCGUUACAAGGGUGUGAGAGAUGUUGUCAAACAGGUCUUCCGCAAAGAGGGUAUCAAAGGGUUCUACAAGGGCCUUGGACCAAACAUAGUACGUGUCCUGCCGUCCACUUGCGUAACUUUCCUGGUUUACGAAAACACCAAAUUCUACCUUCCGCGCUUCUAUGAAUCGUACGAGAAGAUUCAAGGCGGCGACUGAGAUGCAUAAGGGGUCCCACGAACUAUUCUCAACCUCACUGUCACCGGACUCUACCUGACAUCGCCUCGCUUUUGUAAAGUAUGCAGCUUUGACACGUGGUGAAACACAGCAUGUCGCCGGCUUCGCCUCGCCUCAAGACAUUUGUGUGGUCAAAGUAUUGCUAUACAAAAGCUGAUAAGAAGAUUUUCGCUGAUCAGCAGCAAGUCAGGUUGGGGGCGGAAAACCAGAUCGCUAGCCAGCAAGGCAAGCGACACAACAUGACAUCGAAAAAGGUGGCUAGUAGAAGCAUAGAAGCAUAGAAGCUGGAGUGAAGUGCGUAGAACAACCCGCCACGGGCAAGCAUGUGGUUCACGAAAUGUGUUGUUGAAAUUGAGCAAAUUCGCCAUGAAGCUGGCUUUGUGUAAAAACGGGAGAUGUGAUGGGCUCGCUUGACGGACAGAAAGAAUAAA